Pseudocercospora fijiensis CIRAD86 is the source of this 819-nucleotide messenger RNA. RefSeq lists its product as uncharacterized. Gene Ontology annotation, biological process: conjugation with cellular fusion; Golgi to plasma membrane transport. The record is from RefSeq and is a predicted model, not a curated record. Lineage: Eukaryota; Fungi; Ascomycota; Dothideomycetes; Mycosphaerellales; Mycosphaerellaceae. The annotation marks the transcript as partial. The transcript is spliced from 2 exons. Gene Ontology annotation, cellular component: exomer complex; trans-Golgi network. Gene Ontology annotation, molecular function: protein dimerization activity.
AUGUUGGUGUCGCUUACGGUAGGGAAAGUCGAUGCUGGAGUGGCGGUGCUCCUGACAGAGGACAAACGUCUGAUCGAAUUCCCGUCGAUUCUCCUCCCAUCCGAUAUCCAGUCUGGCAGCAUCGUCGAUAUCAAUGUCGCAAGAAAUCAAGAGGCGGAAUCAAUCGCCGACCAAAAAUUCUCAGCACUCCAGUCCGAGAUCUUCGCUACAUUUGGGUCGAAAUCGCCAUCACCACCAGUUCUUCGCUGUCGCAAUGCCACGCAGACGAGCAUAGUGCUGGAAUGGGAUCCAGUCGAUCUUGCCACAGCGGAAUUCCGCAGUCUCAGUCUGUAUCGCAAUGGCACCAAGGCCGGCAAUAUUCCACGAGACAAGAUGAGCACCAAGAUCAGUGGACUUGCGCUGGACACUGAGUACACCUUUCACCUGGUGUUACGUACCAGCGCAGGGCAGUACAGCUCCGAGAAGGUUGCGAUCAAGACGCACAAAAUGACGGACCUACAUGGGAUCACGAUAACACCAGGCAUAAUGCCCGGCCAACUUAAGGAGAGUUUGGCUGAGACAGUAAACAAGAUUGGUGCGAAGAUGAUAGAUACUGUGCGCAUCGAUACCACGCACUUUGUGUGUACUGAACCCCGCGGGCAGGCGUGGGAGAAAGCAGUCGAGAUGAAUGUGCCCGUAGUGGUGCCCGACUGGGUCAAAGGUUGCGAGCGGGAAGGCAGGAUUGUGGGUGUUCGAGGAUACUACUUGGAUGCCGAUCCCAAACUUCGGCAAAUGGGGCCUAGCACGCACCAGCAGCGAGGUAGUGUCUCGAGCGCGAAC